Molecule: messenger RNA, 4026 nt
Organism: Boleophthalmus pectinirostris (great blue-spotted mudskipper)
Lineage: Eukaryota; Metazoa; Chordata; Actinopteri; Gobiiformes; Gobiidae
Gene: mrtfab
Product: myocardin related transcription factor Ab
Exons: 13
Biological process (GO): smooth muscle cell differentiation
Source: RefSeq, a predicted model, not a curated record
UCUGCAGAGCCCUCUCUUCAGGCCAAGCAGCUGCAGCUGAAGCGCGCCCGGCUGGCAGACGACCUCAAUGACAAGAUCUCCCACCGGCCCGGACCAAUCGAGCUGGUGCACAAGAACAUUCUGUCUGUGCCCUACCCCGUGCACAACGCCCUACUGGAUUCCCCAAAAGGUGCUGGAGGAGAGAGCUCAUCCCUGGAUGAAGACAGCAGUGAUGCCCUGUCCCCAGACCAGCUGACCAAUCACGACUCUCCUCUGAGUGUCCUCCCUCAGAUGUCCCCCUCUGAGGGACUUAGCCCCAACGGAGACCUGUCCCCCACACAGUUUCUCACACAACCUCCACCACCGCCCCCUCCGCCCCCACCUCCUCUUCCCAUGAGCGGCUCCGAAUCCCCCCUGUCCAAAGUCACCAACGGGACCCCCGUCACCUCCCCGACCACCCGCCCCACUCAAAUCAAGCAGUCCCAGGCCAAGAGCAGCUCAGAUCGGCCUCCCCAGAGAUCCAAGAAGGCCAAAGACAACAAGCCUAAGGUAAAGAAGCUCAAAUACCAUCAGUACAUCCCUCCGGACCAGAAGGCGGACAAAGAGCGCCCCCCGCAGAUGGACUCCUCUUACGCCAAGCUGCUCCAACAACAGCAGCUCUUCCUCCAACUGCAGAUCCUGAACCAGCAGCAGCAGCACUACAACUACCACACCAUCCUGCCCGCCCCGCCCAAGCCUCCGAAUGAGCAGCCUCCAACUACGAGCUCCGGCCCCUCCCCUUCCCGCACCCUCACCACCACGACCACCGUUGCCUCCUCCAAUCAGAGCACAGCCGUGCGACCAUCUCAAACUACAACAACCGGAGCCAAACCCGGAGCUCUGCCUUUGAACCUGGACGAAUUCAAGGUGGCCGAGUUGAAAGCAGAACUGAAACUGCGUGGUUUGACCGUGUCAGGCACAAAAAAUGACCUCAUCGAGAGACUCCGCAACUACCAGGAGCAGAAUGGAGCAACAGGGGUGAAAAACGCACUGUCCGCCACCUCCCUCACCAGCCCCACACCCUCAUCCUCCUCCUGCGUCACCAGUCCCACCCUAGAACCACAGCAGCAGCCCGGGGAGGUGGGCAUCAAGAUCAGCCUGCCUUCUAUGGCCCACGUCCAGCCUCACCAGAUCAUGAGGUUCGGCAGUACCAGCUCCAGCCCCCCGGUGUCACCCUCACCCUCCGAGCGCUCGCUGGCCGGGAUGAGCCCAGACGAGACCAGCUGUAAUGGGGACAUGUUUGGUGAGAUGGUGAGCUCCCCUCUGACCCAGCUCAGCCUGCACCCAUCUCCCCAGCACCCCUCCACCCCCAUCUCCUCUCUGCCCCAGUCCCUCUGUGCUGUUAAGGAGGAGACCCGGACCCCCUGCAGCUUCCCCAAGCCUGAACCCACCACCACCACUGUCACCAUGGAAACCACCCCCAUGGACAAAGACCAGAUGCUGCAGGAGAAGGACAAGCAGAUCGAGGAGCUGACCCGGAUGCUGCGCCAGAAACAGCAGCUGGUGGAGACGCUUCGGUCCCAACUGGAGCAGGGCAAGACUGUGAAGACGGAGGACAUGGAGAGCAGGCCCGCGUGCGUACAGGUCAAACCACCGACUCUCAUCAAGGCCUCCGCUAUCCAACCGCCCACGCUGCCCAACGGUGUGGUGAUCAAACUCAAACGAGAAGAUUCCGAGGACAAGAUGGAGGAGGAUUCGCAAACCAAAAAAGUGACUCAACCAAUGCAGUGUUCGCAAGAGACACUACUAAGGCUACAACAAAUCCACCGACUGCAAGUUCAGCAAGCAGAGCAUCACAAGCAACAACCUACACAAGUCCAGAAGGCGACGGAGGUGAAGGCCACGCCCACCCCGAAAGUGCCGCAGCUAAAGAAGGACGCGCAACUGCUGCUACGGCAACAGCAGCAAAUCCAGCAGUUAAUCAUCCAGCAGACGCAGCAGAAGCAGAUGCAGGCUAAUAAGCUACUCACGCAGAGUCCAGUCAAGCAGGUCCAAGGUGCGCUCCAGACCCAAAAGAACCAAGUCAAGCAAGUCCAAGUGCACAUCCAGAAUCAGCACGUCACGGCCAAUCACAGCGCGGUCAACCAGAGCGCGGCCAAUCACAGGGCGGCGUCCAACCAACACAAAAGGCAGCACAAGGUCCAGCAGAGGCAGCAGCAGAAGCAGCCCGUGGCGCCAGUCACCACACAACAGGUGACGUCAGUGGUCAUAAACCAGCAGAACGGCACCCAGAUCCACACUCAGGCCAUUUCUUUAGACCUCCUUAAAACCAACGGAGCACCCACGCUGGUCACCGAUAGCAACGGCAACCAUUACCUGAUCGCCCUCACCAGUAACCCGAGCGAGAGCCAGAAUGGCGUCUCGUCAUUGGCCAAAACAAACGGGCGAAUCACACUCCAGAGGUUGCAGUCCACUCCAACGAAGCUCCCCAGCACUAACACUGAAAGCCAAUCAAAAGAGCAGCCACCAGCGGAGCCAGUGAGCCAGCCAGUGAAAAAGGCGCAGAAACCAGGACUACACUUAGACGUGAACGGUGCUCCCCAGCCCAACCACUCCGUCACUGCGCCUCCCACCAUGCAACCCUUCUUCGACGACCUCUCCGACAGUGAGAGCCACAACAACAUCAUGUCUUCUCUCAAGGAGAAUGGUGUGAACAGCCAGCAGAUGGAUGACCUGUUUGACAUCCUACUAAAAAGUGGAGAAAUCCCCGGCUUCAAGUCCAACCCAGACCCCUCUCUGGCCCCCCUGCACUCGGACCCGCCCUCCCCCACCUCUCCCCCUUCCCCACUGCAUCUGUCGCCCCCCACCCCCACAGAGCCCAUCAUGUGCCCCCCGCGGCCCGACCGGGACCCCUGCAGCGGGACGGGCCGGCUGGAGGACUUCCUGGAGAGCACCACAGGAGCGCCUCUGAUCGGGGUGGAGCCGGAUGGAGGGCUGACACUCAUAGACGACCUCCACAGCCAAAUGCUCAGCACCCCCAGCAUCCUGGAGCACCCGCCCUCCCCCAUGGACACCUCCGACCUGGGCUUCUCCCCACACUCUACGGGCCUGGACUUCGGGGACGCGGCUUUGGACAGCAUGGACUGGUUGGACAUCUCCAUGGUGAGCGGAGGGGGCGGGGUGAGCAGUAGCGGUGGCGUUGGGGAGCGGGAGGGGGGUACGGGAGCCCCCCUGGUGUCUCCCCACACGCCCCAGAGUGUCUUCUCUGCUGAUUUCCUGGACAGUACGGACCUGCAGCUGCACUGGGAGUCGUGUUUGUAGCCACGGGACUGGGACACUGGUUCACAUGUACAGGCUGUGUUUUACAUGCACAUACACAUAUGCUGUACCACUGCGGGAGGGGGGAGGGGCCAUAUGCAAACACGCACACACCGCCCCACGCCCGCCCCACGCCCGCCUCACUGUUAUUGAUGCGGGGCCGUCACAGGACAGAAGAGCUCCCUGAGCUGGAGGUUUGAGUUUAAAGAAAAGCCAAAGCAGUCCCCUAUGUGACGGCCCCGUGGACUCCGGGCAGCUGUGGGCCACACGCUGAAUGUCCUACACCUGAGCUCACCACAUCUGUGUCAGUGCCUCUUGAAUUUUGCACUUAUGAAACGCAUUGAUUUUAAGGGGAGGGGGGGUCCCAUGAGCGCCACCUUGUGUUGAAUUGAUCAGCAGAGCCCUGUAUAAAAGGCAGCUGGCCUCACCAUGGCGACACAAGCCCCGCCCGCACUAGUCAAAGAAGCCAACCUUCAUUGGUUGGCGGUUGCUGUUGAAGCAUCGGUGACAACAGUUUGAAUAGAGCCUCAUUGAGGUGCAUAUUAUUGGUAACAUUAUGGUAGACCACUAUGUAUUGCUGUAUAUGGGGUGUAUAUUAUCAAUUGUCCAUAUGAAUAUUUUUCUCUGCUGGCUGCUUAGAGUCAAGUGGAGCCAGCUGGGACGUAAGGUCAGGGCCGGGCCUCCAAGACACUUGGACCUUGUCUUUUUAUAAAGAAAAAAGUUGAAAAAAAUAAAUAUAUGAAAAAUCAA